AUAUUGAAAAUCUGCUGCAGAAGUACUAGUUGUGAGUGAAAUGAAAACAGGUAAAAGCAUUUCAAGACGGUUUGCUUUAGAAUAAGAACAUUCUAUCCACGUUAAAGGAUAACGUUGGUGUGCCAAAUUCAUACAUCCAUUAUGCGAGCUCUGUGUAUUGCAGCUUUGUACUGCAUUCUAUGGAUUCUCUGUGUUGCAAAAACCUGUUCGACUUAUUCUUCUUAUGAGGACGACGAAAGAAAGAAUAUUAUGCUGAAAUAUCUGCCAAUAAAGGUCAGCGGCGCUUUGGGAAGCGGAGCAGACGGAGUUUACGCUCUGAACCGGGAACGCCGAUCCCACCGCACUGACACUCCACAGCAAGCACUCACCACAGCGGAUCCAUGCCCCGGAGGCGGUUGUCCGGGCGCUCCUGACGGUGCCGGUCCCGGUUAACUUUUGCAGACAGUUGCGGCAAACUUUCUUUCAGCAGAAAAUUUUUCACGGUUCCACGGAUUUUAUAUUAUGGGAAGACGCAGAUCGAAUUUUUUCUUCGCUGUGCAGAUACAUGUUGCAAAUUCAGUGUUAAUGCAAAGACAGUACGUUAGGUGCUAAAAGGUAAGCACCGUUGUCGGUUUCGCUAGAAUGGUGCCAACAAAAAGCCGACGCUGAUUUUCCGUACCUUACGCACUGUUCGCUAAUUCUUUGUAAAGGAUUUUUCUAUGCUUACCCAGUCUGUAGUCGAUACUCGGAAAUAAUCAAAAUUAUUCGCGGUACAAGUUGUAGUGCGCUUAAUUCCGGUUAUCCCCAUAACUUGG
Paramacrobiotus metropolitanus is the source of this 794-nucleotide messenger RNA. RefSeq lists its product as uncharacterized. Lineage: Eukaryota; Metazoa; Tardigrada; Eutardigrada; Parachela; Macrobiotidae. The record is from RefSeq and is a predicted model, not a curated record. The transcript has 4 exons. The coding region runs from base 142 to 432 and encodes 96 amino acids.